Molecule: messenger RNA, 1990 nt
Organism: Aspergillus brunneoviolaceus CBS 621.78
Lineage: Eukaryota; Fungi; Ascomycota; Eurotiomycetes; Eurotiales; Aspergillaceae
Product: N amino acid transport system protein
Exons: 2
Coding region: 229-1668 (479 amino acids)
Biological process (GO): amino acid transmembrane transport
Cellular component (GO): vacuolar membrane
Molecular function (GO): amino acid transmembrane transporter activity
Source: RefSeq, a predicted model, not a curated record
CCGCCGGUAUUGUCUCGUUUUCUCAAUCCCGCGGGUAAAAUCGAAUCAGAAAUCUUUUGUGUCACAUCUCCAGAGACUGCGUGCGAAUCAUGCUCACCACUGCUGCUGCUGCUGCUGCUGCUUGCUGUCAAUCCUGAAGCUUGUUUCUUCUUUUGUUCCUGAGCUUGUGUGCCCCCCUGAGAUAACGGGAAUUUCUUAGCAUCUGACCUGUGACCGGUCUAGCUCACCAUGAGCCCCCCGUCCAAUGGACUGUUAGAUGGCAGUACCACGCCCGCCGGCAAGGAUUAUGACUGCGAGAAGACCACGAAGCCGCGGUCAUCCGGCAAAAGUGCUUGGCUCGGCGAGGGCAAGCUGCCUGAGGCCGUGGACGAUGGAGACCAGCAGAUCAUCGAGGCCGGAGAAGCCAAGUACCACCGUCUGGGGUGGAAGGGGCUCACUAUCAUGCUGAUUGUGGAGGCGAUCGGGUUAGGCUCGCUGUCGAUUCCCUCCGCGUUCGCGACGCUCGGCAUGGUCGCCGGCGUGAUCUGCUGUGUCGGCAUCGGCCUGAUCGCUAUCUACACCUCCUAUGUGAUUGGACAGGUCAAGCUGGCGUACCCGGCUGUCCGGCAUUACGGCGAUGCGGGGGCCCUGCUGAUGGGCCCCUGGGGUAACGAGCUGUUCACCUUCAUGUUGAUCUUGCAGCUGAUCUUCCUGACCGGCUCCAACUGCCUGACGGGCACCAUCGCCCUGCAGCACAUCACCGGCAGCGGCAUCUGCUCCGUCAUCUUCAGCGUCGUGUCGGCGAUCAUCCUGCUGCUGCUGUCCAUCCCCUCCUCCUUCGCCGACAUGGCCUGGCUGGGGUACCUGGACUUUGUGUCGAUUGUGGCCGCCAUCGGCAUCACCAUCAUCGCCACGGGCGUGCGGGGCACGAACUCAGCCGGCGGGCUGGGCGCGGUCACCUGGUCGGCCUGGCCGCAGGGGGACCCCAGUUUCUCCGACGGCUUCAUCGCCAUCAGCAACAUCGUGUUCGCGUACACCUUCGCCAGCUGCCUGUUCUCGUUCAUGGACGAGAUGCACACGCCGCGCGACUUCACCAAGUCGAUCUGGUCCCUGGGCAUCCUGCAGAUCGUGAUCUACACGGUGACGGGCGCGACCAUCUACGCGUUUGUCGGCCUGGACGUGCAGUCGCCCGCGCUACUGUCGGCGGGGGCGCUGGUCAGCAAGGUGGCCUUCGGGAUCGCGCUGCCCGUCAUCUUCAUCUCGGGGGCGAUUUGCACCAUCGUCGCCGGCCGCCUGAUCCACGGCCGCAUCUACGCCAACAGCGUGACCCGGUACAUCAACACGCCCAAGGGCUGGAUCACCUGGUUGAUCCUGAUCACGGUACUCACCAUCCUGUCGUGGGUCAUCGCCGAGGCCAUCCCGUUCUUCGACGAUCUCCUCUCCAUCGCGUCCGCGCUGUUCACCUCGGGUUUCUCGUUCUACCUGCCCCCGAUCAUGUGGUAUGUCCUCAUCCGCGAGGGGCCGUGGUACUCGCGCGAGAAUCUGUUGACGAGUGUCGUCAACUUCCUCGUGUUCAUCUUCGGGUUGGUUGUGCUGGUCGGUGGCAUGUAUUCCAGUGUUCAGGACAUCAUCAACAACUACCGGGAGGGUGACGUUCGCUCCCCGUUCACCUGCGGGAGUGUUAGCUAGAUGCAUUGGGUUUCUUGGGUUUGCUUGAUUGGUUAUUGCAUUCGCAUUCGCACACGCAUACAGACGGCUUGUUUUAAUGGUAUGAUAUGGUACGAUAUUCGGAAGACACUCGCAUGAGAAAAGUUUGGGGUUGAAGGGUGCUUUUCAGGCUGAGCGGCAUGAGCAUGGCUGAUAGACCGUUGGAUUUGCUUCGUUUGCUGUACUAAUAUCAUGAGGAACUAUGGUGAUACGACGACACGGUUGUUGCAUGCUUGCAUUAAGGCACGGCGGAAGGACAGUGUUGUACAUAGCCUACCCACGAUGGUAGAUGAAUAUAUAAUUU